AUGAUUAGAACGCUUCACAAUUUCAAGAGUUCGGAGGUUAUGUAUCAACUGGGAGUUCUGGCUCAGGAAUUACACGACAAGCAAUCAGAUGGGGAAAAUACAUACGCGGUUAUUGAUGCAUUCGUCUCUAAGUUUGAGAGAAUACCAAAGGAAGCUAUCAACUAUCCAGAGAUUCAAGGGUUUUUGGCUUACCAUUUAGCCGAUCUCAUUAUUUGGUUUAGGAAACACUCUGACCAUCAAUUAUGGAAUGUUUCCCAAUACGAUCAGAAGACUAGACAAUCACUUAUAAAAUUGGGCGAUAUCUUGAAAGCUCUCGACUACCCACGGUAUUCGAACAGCGCAUCUUGCUUUGCAUGGCUACUUGCCACCAUUGAAGCUGGAGCACAAAGUCCUAGAGACUCUCUUUUAGACAAUCACAAUCAAACACAUACAACCUCCUCUGACCCCGCGAAUGAGCCCGAACGCAAGGGGUCUGCAAAUAUACAAGCUGAAGACUUACAGGCUGGAGAAUUACAAGCUGCAGACUUACAGACUGGAGAAUUACAUGCUGGAGAAUUACAAGCUGGAGAAUUACAAGCUGGAGACUUAAAAGUUGAAGAGCUGUAG
Messenger RNA from Botrytis porri, 606 nucleotides. RefSeq lists its product as uncharacterized. Lineage: Eukaryota; Fungi; Ascomycota; Leotiomycetes; Helotiales; Sclerotiniaceae. The record is from RefSeq and is a predicted model, not a curated record. Bases 1 to 606 code for a protein of 201 amino acids. The transcript is spliced from 3 exons.